AUGGCAAAAGACACAUACUUGAAGAAGGUUUUAGGCGCCGAAAGAUAUGCUGCAAUCCGUGCAUCCAAGGUGCUAAUGGUUGGUGCUGGUGGUAUUGGCUGUGAGCUUCUAAAGGAUUUGGUGCUUUCGGGAUUUGGGGAGAUUCACAUCGUCGACUUGGAUACCAUCACUUUAUCUAAUCUCAACAGACAAUUUCUCUUUAGAUUGAAAGACAUUGACGAGCUGAAAUCGCUCACGGUGGCAAAGGCUGUACAGAGCUUCAAUUACUUUGGUGCUCAACUAAUACCGCACCACGGAAACGUCAUGAAUCUGACUCAAUUUCCUAUCGAAUGGUGGGGACAAUUUGACUACAUUUACAACGCCCUAGACAAUCUAGAGGCCCGUAGGUACGUGAAUCGUAUGGCAUUGUUUCUUCGCAAACCGCUUAUGGAGUCAGGAACCACUGGUUUCGAUGGCCAAAUCCAACCUAUUGCACCAUACGAAACUGAGUGUUUCGAAUGUCAGGUGAAGGCCACUCCACAGACGUUUCCAGUUUGUACAAUCCGGUCCACGCCAUCACAACCUGUGCAUUGUAUUGUAUGGGCCAAGGAGUACUUAUUCAACCAAUUGUUUGGCGAGACAGCAGAUGCUGGAGUCAACCAAGCUGAGUUGAACAAGGAAACCGACGACGAAGAAGAGAUUCAGCGUAUUCUCUCGGAGGCUAAUGAGCUUGCGGCUCUUAAAAACUCGAUCGGCUCGAAAGAUUUUGCUUUUGAACUCGUUAGAAAGAUAUACAUGAAUGAUGUGGAGAAAUCUUUACGCCUUGAGUCCUUAUGGAAAACAAGACAAAAGCCCGAUCCUUUGAACUUCGAAGAAGAAUAUGCAGAGGAUGUGUUGGGUUUGUUAGCAAACGAUGCCAAUAAUGUGUUGUUGACCAGCGACACUAAAGAAUGGUCAACGUUGGAGAACUUGUAUGUGCUCAUUCAGUCAACUUACGCGUUGCAAAAGAGACUAAAAGCGGGGGAGACUAUAAUAUCGUUCGAUAAGGACGAUGAGGAUACAUUGAACUUUGUUGCAUCGGCAGCAAACUUGAGAUCACAUGUGUUCCAUAUCCAGAACAAAACUAAGUUCGACAUUAAGCAAAUUGCAGGAAACAUCAUUCCUGCCAUUGCUACUACCAACGCAAUCAUAAGUGGAUUUUCCAAUUUGGGAUCGUUGCAAUUCUUCGGUAAGACUAAACGUGCUGAUCAAUCCAAGACGGUUUUCAUAAGUAUUAAGCCUAACAAGAGAGCUACUUCAGCAUUGGUUGAAGGUCCCAACCCCAAGUGUGCCAGUUGUGGCAUCACUACCAAGGCCAUAGUCAAAGUCAGUGAAAGCGCGUUGGACAUGACGUUGAGACAGUUUAUUGACAGCCUUGUAGAUAAAUACGGGUACGGCGGAGAUGUAUCUGUCAUAUUAGGCAGCUCCAAAUUGAUCUACGACUUUGAUUUUGAAGACAAUGCGGAGAAGAAGCUUAGAGAUAUCAAUGGAUUCGUGGACAACGAAGUGCUCCUUAUCCAAGAUGACGAUGACGAACUACAAAACUUGGAGUUGUUGAUCCACUUUCAUGAGGGAGGAGAAUUGGAAUUGCCGGAGGUGACACUUCGUGAGAAGGUGAAAGUAGACGAAAAAGAGGAUCAGUCAGAUGAAGAAAAUGAUUACACCGGUGCAGAUGCUAUUGUCAUUGACGAAGAUCAACCACCAUCGAAGAAGCGCAAAAUUGACGAUAGUUUUGUUGAGAUAGAAAUACUUUGA
This is a messenger RNA of Sungouiella intermedia, 1773 nucleotides long. The record is from the annotation of a GenBank genome assembly. Lineage: Eukaryota; Fungi; Ascomycota; Pichiomycetes; Serinales; Metschnikowiaceae.